Cryphonectria parasitica EP155 is the source of this 1507-nucleotide messenger RNA. RefSeq lists its product as uncharacterized. NCBI's taxonomy places the organism in Eukaryota, Fungi, Ascomycota, Sordariomycetes, Diaporthales, Cryphonectriaceae. Bases 1 to 1449 code for a protein of 482 amino acids. The transcript is spliced from 3 exons. The record is from RefSeq and is a predicted model, not a curated record.
AUGCCGCACAGGGUCGCCAGUUUCUUCCGCAACCCCACCAGUUCUUUUGAGAACCAGGUCAUACAUCUCAAAAAAUCCACCAUUCGAAGCAGAACAAAAGACGGCAGUGGUGGUGGUCAUGACCACAAGGAGAAGGACAGCAAGGACAUCCACCACCACCGCCUCUCGUUCCCUGGCAUUCACCUGGGCCGCUCACACAAGGAACAACACACCAACCCACACGCAAGCCUCUCCUGGAGCAUCGAGUCCCCGCCCAUCAUCUUCCAUGGUGACGAAGAAAACAGCACCGGCGCCCUGGUGUCGGGACAGCUGUUCCUUGACAUCAAGGACGAGUCGUACGACAUUGCCUCCUUCAAGGCCACCCUCAACAUUCACGUGACCCAGAAGAAACCUUACACCGUGCACUGCUCCGACUGCGUCAACCAGUACACCCUCGUCAAGGAGUGGAAGUUCCUCCCUAGCCCAGGCCGCACUCUACACAAUGGCGUGCAUCCGUUCCCCUUCUCCGUCCUGCUGGAUGGUCACCUGCCCGCCACCCUGGACUCGCCCCUUGUGAGCAUCGCCUACGAGUUCAAGGCCGAGGCCAUCCCCACCCGCGCCGGGUCGCCGCCCAUCAAGCUCGAGAAGCUGUUCGACGUGAAGCGCUCCCUGCCGCCGCCCGAGCUGCCGCACCACUCGGUGCGAGUCUUCCCGCCCACCAACGUCAAGGCGUCCGUCCACUACCAGCAGGUCAUCCACCCUAUCGGCACCAACACCUUGACCAUGCGCCUGGACGGCAUCGCCAAGAACAACACGGGCACCACCACCGUCGAGUACUGGAAGCUUAAGAAGCUGACCUGGCGCCUCGAGGAGACCCUCAGGACCGUCGCCCCCGCCUGUGACAAGCACAAGCCCGCAGCAGCAGACACCACUGCCGCCGAUCGGCAGAAGCGCGGCAUGUCGAGGACGGAGACACGCGUUAUUGGCGAGAAGACGCUGUUCAGCGGGUGGAAGUCGAGCUAUGCCGGCCCCACGGACUCCAGCGUCGACCUGGAGCUCGAGUACGCCCUCAACAAGCACGCCAAGUACAGCUGCGACCUCAAGUCCCGCGACGGUACCGAGGUAUCGCACCAGCUGAUGCUGGAGAUGGUUGUCUCCCAGGAGUGCGCCCCCACGGGGAAGCCCGGUCUCGUCACCCAGACAGGCGUGGGGAGAAUCCUCAGGAUGCACUUUGGCACCAUCCUCACCGAGCGCGGAGGCAUUGGUAUCUCGUGGGACAACGAGGCCCCGCCCAUCUACCAAGACGUGCCGGCCAGCCCACCCGCCUACUGUGAGGAUCUGGUGUCUGGCAGUCUUGAGGGCAUCCCGGACGUUAUGGAAAGUUUGGACGCUGCACCUGGGCCGAGCGGGACGGGCAUUAUUCAGGUUGAUACCCGCAUGUGCAUCAAAAGCACAUUCAAGAUCAUUUAAUUAGACGGGCUAAGGUCCAUUGAUAACUCGAUCGAGCUAUCCAAUACGAUACGAUGAC